This is a messenger RNA of Closterium sp. NIES-65, 1629 nucleotides long. Lineage: Eukaryota; Viridiplantae; Streptophyta; Zygnematophyceae; Desmidiales; Closteriaceae. The record is from the annotation of a GenBank genome assembly.
AUGCAGGGGUACCUGCCGCAGUCCAUGGCCACCAUGGAGAGCCUUGCAACCUUGGAGGGCUACCUCCCCCAGUCCAUGGCCACCAUGGCAAGCCUUGCCACAUUCGACUACGACCUCAACCUGUGGUCGUGCCCCGCACGCGGCUCAUGCACCGUCACACCCAUCAACACAACCGUCCUCUGCACCGACUGCUCUGUAUUCUGCAUCUCGUGCUCCACUGCAGCAGCACCCCCUCCAGUGGAACCUCCUAUCCCACCGCCUGUAGUCGACUCCCCACCUCCGCCGCUCCCCUCCCCUCCCCCUCCAUCCGCCCCACCUCCUGCCCCGCCCCCUGCCGAACCUCCCACGUAUCCUCCCCCUCCUCCUCCCUCCUCUCCUCCUCCGCCUCCCCCUUCCCCUCCCCCCAAGCCUAAACCCUCCCCCCCCCCUAAGCCCCAACUCUCCCCUCCCCCAAAGCCUAAACUCUCUCCCCCCCCUAAGCCCAAACUCUCCCCUCCCCCCUCUUCUCCUCCCCCUUCUCUUCCCUCCCCACCUCCUCCCCGUGCCAUCAUUCCCACUCUUCCCCCUAGCACUGCACCUUCCCCCAGUCCCGCCCCUUCCCCCACCACUGACGCACCCCCCCUCUCCCCCCCCUCUCUUAGCCCUUCCCUUCCCCCUUCCGCCGCCCCCCCUUCCCCUUCCACCCCCUCCCCACCCUCUGGAAGUGGAGGAUUUUCUCCCCCUUUCUCCCAAGGGGGGAACGCUCCCCCCUCUCCUUCCCCCCAAUCUCCCCCGCCCCCUGCUUCAGGGGAAGGGGGAGGGGUGUCGAUGGGGGUGGUGGUGAAUGAGAUGGCCACGAAGCACCACCCCAACCUCGUGCGGCUGCUGGGAUACUGCAUUGACGUGGACGUGGCAGCAGAACGCACGGAGCAGAUUGUCAUCUACGAGUUUAUGGAGAAUGGGGACCUUGAGCAAUGGAUUGGACCAGGUGUGCCUACUCCUCUGACACUGCGGCAGCGUUUUGACGUGCUCAUCGGGGUGGCUCAGGGCCUGCAGUACCUCCACAGCUUCCACAUUGUUCACCGCGACAUCAAACCCGCCAACAUUUUGCUCGACAAAAAGAUGCAGGCUAAGGUGGCUGAUUUUGGUCUGAAGGCCACCCCUAUGGCUGAUGUGCACAGUUUUGGAGUGGUGAUGCUGACAAUGAUUACGGCCCGGAAAGCUCUAGAGUGCUUGAACGAAGGUCAAAUCAAUCUCAAGCAAUGGGUGCAACCCCUGGUUGCCGAGAACAACGCCCAGGCAAUCAAGGACCCGCGUCUGGACGCUCCAAACGACCUCAUCCUCAAGCUCACACGCUUCGCCCUCUCCUGCACCGCCACGCCCGUGGCCACCCGCCCCUCCAUGGCGCGCAUUCUCUCCGACCUCAUCGCCAUGAAGGAGGAGUUCCUAGGCCCGGACCCCGACCCCCUGGUGGUACGGAUUGACAGCGAUUUGGAGAACCGCCGCGGGCCGAGCUUUUCAAGGGAGAUUCGGAGGGCGGAGGAGGUGGCUUCAUGGGGUGGAGGGGCUUCGGAGUCGAGCGGUGCUAUGGUGUCGAGUGGGGUGGUGGAGAGUGGGGCUAUGGGAUCAUCAACCAGCUUUGAUGUCUGA